Messenger RNA from Ixodes scapularis (black-legged tick), 5134 nucleotides. RefSeq lists its product as uncharacterized. Bases 33 to 2291 code for a protein of 752 amino acids. The record is from RefSeq and is a predicted model, not a curated record. Lineage: Eukaryota; Metazoa; Arthropoda; Arachnida; Ixodida; Ixodidae. The transcript is spliced from 6 exons.
CGAGGUAGUUCUCAGUUGUUUUCCUCUCGGCUAUGGCGGGCUCGACGCCUUUUGAAUGUGAGGCGGACCAUGAGCACAGCACGGAAAACGUGUCUGUCCUUCGCGUUAACCUGAGCACCGAUGGAGACGCUCACGAGUGGCUUGCCAGCUACAGUAAUUCUACAAACACAUCGUGGAUCGUCGACUGGAGAUCUGCCAAUGCGCGGCGGAUGGUGUUCCACCAGAAGUGGGUGUGCCACCGCAGCAGUCGUCAUAAGACCACCGGUCGCCAUUCGACUGGCUGCCCGGCAUUUGUGGACAUCAAGGUGAAGAAAGUUAGCCGUGACACCAAGAGACAUGACCCCUUCCUCAAGCGGGCGACCCCGCUGGCAGCAGUGGUCAAGCUCGGCCAGCAUCACAAUCACAGCCUCGACGAUGCUGAGGCGAAGCGACUUCUCAGGAGUACGCCGGACACUCGCGCGCUCUUCCUCGGCUAUUUCCGAGACGGCUUGACCGUGGCCAAAGCCGUGGCACUCCACAGAGAGAAGCUUUCUGCUGAAGACAACGCGUUGGAGCGGCUAGCCAGUAACGCCCUCAAUCCCAACCCAAACGUGGUGUACCACUGGUACAAACUUUGGAGGAAGCAGCUUUCUAGCGAACAAGACCCCACUGUGAAGCUGGACGAAAAGGCGGCUUCAUAUCUCAGACUUGGCGUCGACAUCAAAACCGCGAAGUCUGGGGACGGAUCCUGCUGGGCCAUCUCUGUGGUCACCAAGAUCAUGAGGAGAACCCAGCAGUUGGAUGCGGCCAGGGAGACAAUCUUUCUGGACUCCACAUUUCUGGUGACUGCCACGAGUACCCUGACAACGUUUCUGGCAGCGACAGGGGCCGGUGCCAUACCCCUGGCGGUGGUCCUCCACGGACCUCGGGGCAUGGAGAGCUACGCCACGGCAUUCAGCCUCCUCAAGCGGAGUUACCCGCUCUGCUUCGGGGGAGCCCCUGCACCCCGAGCCUUUGUGACAAGUCCCUCAUCGGCCGAGAAGGAGGCCCUGAACACCUGCUGGCCCGGCGUUUCCCAGCUCCUGUACCCUCUGGACGUGGUACAGGCAGAGUGGGACUGGCUGAGUGCGGCCGGGAACAAGGUGGGCCAGGAAGAGCGACUGGACCUCAUGGCUGCAUUCCAGAAGGUCAUGUACGCAGAGUCUGAGGAAGAACUGGAGGCUGCCACGACGGAUCUACGGUUGAGGACGCACCAGGGUUAUGUGGAGCAUGUGAACGCGCUCUUGGAACAGAAGACUGAGUGGGUGCUUCUUUUCCGUCAUGACCAUGUUGUGGGAGACGACGACACGCACGACUUUGCAGAAGCGUCCGUUCGUAUUCUUAGGGACCUUCUGCUCCACAACCGCAAGGCCUUUAACGUCGUUGCCCUGGUGAACUUUGUGACCUCUCAGUGGGAGGACUACUUCAGGAGAAGGCUCCUAGCACACGCACGCAACCGCAGGCCCGUGCACCAACUGCACCACGACAAGCUGCUCAAACGGUUGCCCGAAUCUGUGGCGGAGGCGAUUGAGGUGCUCGACAACAACAUCUUUCGGGUCCCCAGCGGCCUGCGGAUUGAAAAGGCGUGCGAGGUCAUCCCGGAUGUGGGAACCUGCAUCUGCCGAACAGGACGGCUGGGUGCAUUCUGCAGGCACCAGGCGCUUGUCCAUAAUGUCCAUGGAGGAGCUUUCCCCGACGUACCCGUGCUCACCGCGGAUGACCAGAAGGAGCUUGAGUUCCUCGCUUUGGGAGAGAAGGGCCAGACCGAAGCCUCGUUCCCAGACACUGAAGAGGCGUUGUCGGAGCGGCCCACGCCCAGCGCUAGCGACGAAGGCGAAACUUCAGCAGCACUGUCAGAUCGGCCUACUUACAGUGGCAGUGAGGAAGAAGAACCUUCGGCACCUCUGGAGCCUCCACCGCGUAGCAACCACUCACCAGAUUCAGAGCAGCAGCCUGACUGCUCAACUUUCAAGGGUCGUUGGCAGCGACACUGUCAGAAAGCAGACGAGGUGCUGAGGGAAAUUCAGGCACGGCUCAAGAAAUGCCAUGCCAUUGCUGUGGACAGCCCCACUUACCUUGCCAAAUUGGAACGGAUGUUAGAGGGAAUCAAGAAAAUUGAACAGGAGCCCGAAGUGAUACCAUGCGUUUCUUCUACACAGACGGUGUACGGUUGGGACAACUGGCAGAAUGUGGCAGAAGGCACGAAGCGAGUGCUUGAUGGCUGUCUUUCUAACGGACCCAGUGCUAAGGUGCCAAAGCAAGAGCAUAGCUAGCACCCCAGAGCCGUUCAUCGUGCCACUUCCCGUGAACAUGACAUAAUUAAUAAUUGUUUACCAUGUGACUACCUCAGAUAGUUCUUUUUAUUUUGUUUGUUGCAAUGUGUGCAUCUAAGCCUUAGUUGAGUUUAGACCAUUUUUUUGUGUUUUUCAACGAGUCUUUCCUCCUUUCUAUUUAAGUCUGUGACCACUCUGUGUGUAUGGUCUUAUGUAAUAUCAUUUAUACCGGUGUGCCUUUUGAUUGAGUGUUUUUUUUUUUGCCAAGUGCUCAACUCGGGUACACCCAAACUUGGAGUCUGAUGAUACUUGCCAUUCUUGUGUAUCUUUUCAGCUUGUUAUAUUUUUUGUCCCGAAGCAUGCGGCCAACCUGUAUAUAGGAUUAUGAUGGAACUUAGGGCGGCACUACACCAUCUGCACUGAUGUGUCCUUUUAUAUCCGUUUUGAUUUUUGUUGCCAAGUGUGUAACCCAGCCCAUUGUGUCUUUACUUGGGCAAGAUUAGGCUGUCUACUCAUGUUUUUUUGUGAGCUUUGGUUCUGAAGUGCGUGACCAAACCUGCAUGUGAAUUUUAGGGGUAGGUUCUGUAAUCUGCCCUUGCUUGUGUUUUGACAAGGUAUGUUUCUCGGAGAGAUUGUUACCAUCUCCAAGUUCAAAAACACAAUAAGUAGGCUGUCUGAAGUUGUGUAGGUUCUUGAAUAGGUUAUUGAUUAAUGUUGAAAAGCGUGAGACCACCGUUUGUCUGUGAUGAUGGGGUCUGGAAGGUCUAACAAGUUUGAACUAUUCAUUCUUGUUGCUUAGUAGUAUGGAGCCAUCACAUCUCCGGAUUCGUAGGGUUAGCUUGCCUUUCACUCGUUCAUACUUUAACAAGUUUUUGUUUUUGUGGCCAAAUGUGCAUCUACUGUGUAUCUGAACUGUCAAGUGUCUAGAUUGAAAGAUAUUGAAAACACAUAUUUAUUUUUAUGAAAUUGUCUGCCUGACUAUGUUCUGUCUUGGGGCAGAAGGGAUUGGGGUUGUGGGUGGGGGAUGGAUGAUGGUUGGGAGUUUUCUAUAUAAACUGAGGAAGCCCACAGUUCCUGAUGUAAUGUACUAGGGAAUCCCAGAUUCCUGUGCUGUGUGUGUCACUUGGGGUGUGUUCAGUAUUCCAGCUGCUUUGGUCUCAAAAUGCCAGAAAUUGAGUCUCCCCUGCCAAGUCUUAUUUGUGUUGCAAAGCACUCUAGCACCCUUUUUUCGUGUGAAUGUCAGAACAAAAGCUUUUUUUUUGGCACAUUGAUAUAUUUAGUUUUAUGUUCAAGUACAAAAAACUUUGUCCGAAUUGCAAGACUCGUCAAAAUAUUAGGCACAGAAGAAAAUCGGCCAUUUGCAGUAGGUUCUCAGUGAAAUGCUUGGAGAGAAAGCCCAAGAAUGCACCUCAUCUCGCCGCCCUGCCAUCUUCCGCAUGAUGAAGACCGUCUGCUACUGUUGGCGUCACCGUGGCAACAAAGCAUCUUCUUUAUGUGCAAACGCAGCGUCUAAAGCCGGCUUCGGAUGAUGUCUAGUUGGUGUGCCAGAGAAGGAGGAGGCUUGUGAUGGGAUGGUCUCUAAAUGUGCUAACAUUUCCUUGGCCAUCCAACGGAGGCAUGAUUGAACGCAGGAAGCUUGCGCUUGUGUCCACCCUUAUGCAGAGAUUCAACAGCUUCCAACGGAGGACACUUUUUCGGAAUGGGUCAGUGUAAAAGUCAAAGGCUUACUAGAAAUGCUCCAAUUGUCUUCAUUAUGCCUCGCAAGAAAAAGGAGCGGACCGAAGAGAACAUCGCUGAACAGAAAUGCGGCAGCUCACCAAGGCUCAGCGUCUUCGUGCCAAUGAGACGCCGGAAAAGAGCAGCGUUUGGCUGCUGCUUGUUCAGCAACGACCAGGGGCUGAAGGAGGGAACAAAAUUUGUUUGCAGAAAUGGUAUCGCAUUUCAACGUAUUAAUUUAUUUAUGUGCUUUCCCCUCAGGGCCCAAAGGAAUUACAGAGGGGGGAAAGCAAAGUUGGGAUCAAAACAAUGCUAUGAAAAGUUAUUCAGACUAAAAAAAAUAUAUAUAUAUUGCUUAGAGCAGAUUUAAAAAAUACAGUGUCAGUGAUGGAUGUAAUUCGUCUGGGAAGGUGGUUCCAGUCGAGGGAUGUGUGAGGAAGGAAAGAAGAUUGGAACGUAGAUUGAUAGCGUUAGGGUACCUCAACAUUGUGCUGAUAAUCAUGACGAGCAGAUAUAUGAAAGGGACAGGUGAUCAAUAUUUGUCGCGAAGCACAGAGUUAUAAAUAUUAAUUUAUAAAAGGAAAUAAGCGAAGCACCGCAGAGAUGCAGUCCCCUUUUAUUUUUAACUAUUCUGCGAGUUGAGGUUGCACUGAUCAGUCUGCUCUUUAGUUUAGACAAAAAAAUAAAUAAAUCUAGGACCAUUUCUGACUUGACAAAGUAUUUUUGACCUGCAGUUCUGAUUGAACCUGGUUUUGCCCUUAGGACAUGCACAUACAGCAACCUCCGCAAGAAAAAAGAAAGAAGGCUGUUGUAAUAAGCACGGUUUCAGUGCUUGUUUUUGACUCUGGGUGAGGUAUCGAAAUAAUCUUCGCCUUGCUGAAUGAGUGGCACAAUGUACUCGGUGCCCAUUUUGGAUACUAUCUUUUAAUUCGGAAUUCAGCAUAAUCAAAUAAAUUUAUUGUACUUUAAUAUAUUACAUCUAGAUUAUACAUUGUAGGUUUUGGCAAAAAGAAACAAUGUGCAGUAUAAAAACAAUUAUAUUCAGCCAAGUCCACAAUGGCGACAGUAGCAGGUGGUGGAUCAUCCCAGUUGCUGAUGGCUCUCGAAACAAAUGGCAGACUGAAACC